AUGAUUAGAUUUCUAAUCCUAAUUUUUCACUUUUAAUCUAUUUUUACUCUCCAAAUUUUGGAAAUCGAUGUCAGACAAGGCCAGACGAAAUUCAAUCUGACCCAAAAAAGGUUGAAUUCAACCUUCCAAUUAAAAAUAUUAAAAGAGGAAUCAUCCAAAUACCUGUUAAUUGAACUAUUUGUCACACAUCGUUCCAGAUCAUCUCCAAACUUGUUGUUAUUACAAUCCUAUGGACAAGCUCCCUUCUACGAUUUACAAUCACCCAAAAAAAGAAUACUUUGCGAUCACUAUGAUAUAAAUGGGUAUAUGCAUAUGAGAUAUUAAGUAGACAAUAAUAAUCAAAAAAAUAUCACUAUUUACAAUUAAACUUAGAUUAGCACAGUGACUCAGAAUCCUAUUUGACAAUAUUAACCAACAAAACGUAGAAUUACGAGUUAGUUUUUACAGCGUCACACAUCAUGUAAUGUCCUAAUAAUUGUACCCGAAAUGGGUAAUGCAUAGUAAGUUUUAAUACUAUAACGCAAGAAUGGCACAUGCCGAUGCAAUUAAGGAUUCUUAGAUGAGGACUGCUCUCAAUCAGCUCAACAGUUUUUACCAUUUACAAUUUAGAACAUUUCGAUAUUAGCUUAAUAAUAUAUUUAUACAACUUUCAAUGCCUCUUCUAAUUAUAGUCUGAGCCUUGCUUUUGAAACAGAAAACACUAUUAAAUCCAAAAUCAAAAUACAAAUGCUGGUUUCGUAAAGAUAUAACCUACCCUGCGAUAUCAACAAUAGCUAUAAUCACACUCUUUGGGAUUCCAAAAGAGUUGACAUAAGACUAUUGCAAGAACCUCAAUUGGAGACUACUUUAGGUUAGCAGCCUCCUCAAAAUCUAUUGAUCAUCAAAUUACAAUCCGAAGAAGAAAUUAAUUUCAAAUUGUCAAUAGACUUUUAAAUACACUACCUCUAAGAUGAGGAGGAGAUGGCUACGAUCAUAUUGGUAGUUACUUUUAUAUUCAUUCUAAUUGUGGCUAUGAUGUUCAUAUAUUGGUAUUGUUUAAGGAGAAGAAACCGGAAUUCUUUAACUUCCGACUCAUACCAGACUCCCUCCUUAGAGGAUAUGCAACUCAUUCAUUAAUGUUCUAUUUGUCUAGUAGAUUUCACUCAAGAAACAUAACUACAAUGUGUUAAGACAGAUUGCCAACAUAUUUUUCAUAAGGAAUGCUUGAGUAAAUGGCAAGGACAUCAGGUUACCUGUCCAAUGUGCAGAAAACCACUCAUAUGA
Paramecium octaurelia is the source of this 1263-nucleotide messenger RNA. The record is from the annotation of a GenBank genome assembly. Lineage: Eukaryota; Ciliophora; Oligohymenophorea; Peniculida; Parameciidae.